AUGCUGACCCAACAGCACCCACGAGUCAACCGCAUGUUGACCUUCAAACGCCAAACCUCCGCCUCGGCCGAUAACCUCUCCUCCAAAUACGGCGCCGGAAAGGCACGUUUGCGAGGUCGCAGAUCCGCCAAAGAGCCCCUCUCGAUGCCAACCCCUCCACGUCGCCCAGAGGAGAGACAGCAGAUACGCUCCAGGUCCAGCCCUAUCACCCCGCCGGAAACCCCCGGACCAGACGUCAUCACCAUUGCCGUCGGGCUCGAAAAACGCCUCUUUGCCGCACACAAGGAAAUCCUCUGCGUCUCGUCGUUCUUUGCCACGGCCUGCUCGCGGGCCCCGCUCACGCAGCCGGGCUUGCUUGCUGAACCGCUCGAUCUUCCGGACGAGCAGCCCGAGGUCUUCUCCUGCGUCUUGGAGUACCUGUACCGUGGCGAUUACUUUCCUCGUCUCACGCACAACAUGCGUCGCGAUUCCUGGGAGCUCGGGGAUGCGGGUACGGAUCGUCAUGGACAGAGUCACGGCGCAACCGUCUUCAUUCCUGAAAUGGGAGCGGAGAUUUUGAGGGAUACGGCUGUUUACUGCGCCGCAGACAAAUACGGCCUCGAGAUGCUCAAGCGUCUGGCGCUGCGCAAACAAGGCCUUCACACGGGCAUCCAAUGCCACACGAUCCUGACCAGCGCGCGCUUCGCCUACGCCAACACCCCCGACAGCGAAUCCAAGCUGCGUGCGCACUACCUGGCACUGAUCAUCCGCAGUAGAGACACCUUUAAGCGCAGCGGCACUAUGCAGAUGGAGAUGGAGCAGGGCGGGAAGCUGUUCUUUGAUCUGUUUGUGGCGAUGUGUAAUUUCAUUGACGACACUAUCGCGGCCCAGGACCCGAAGUUGGCACUGCCUGCUGCUUGA
This is a messenger RNA of Aspergillus affinis, 900 nucleotides long. Its product is annotated as BTB/POZ domain-containing protein. The transcript is spliced from 4 exons. NCBI's taxonomy places the organism in Eukaryota, Fungi, Ascomycota, Eurotiomycetes, Eurotiales, Aspergillaceae. The record is from RefSeq and is a predicted model, not a curated record. The coding region runs from base 1 to 900 and encodes 299 amino acids. Gene Ontology annotation, molecular function: protein binding.